AUGCUCAAAUGCGCAUGAAAACAGGACGCAGACAAAGUUGGAAAAAAACAAAAAAAACAAAAACUGCAAUGACAGAGGGGAGUUCAUCCGACAAUUCCCAGUCAAUUACCGCGGAUAUCGGCGGCCAGCUGAGACUGGCCGCUGUCACUUCCGCUGCCCCAUCCACAACACCUCUCAGCCUCCCUGGAGUCAUGGACUCUGAGGGGAGAGUGGACGAGUCAAGGCUGAGGAUGCACAUUUUCAAAAAUGGCGGGGUGCUUCCCUCGGAGCGGGCCCAAGUGUGGCGUUUCCUGUUCGGCAUGUACCCGUGCGGCUCAACAGCUUUAGAGCGCCCCCUGCUGCAGGAGCAGCUAGCUGUACGCUACCAGGUCAUGAAGAGGAAGUGGCAGCAGGUCCUCCCCUCCGCUGUGCGACUGCACCUCAACGGCACUGAUGCCGAGUUGGUGGCAGCAGUCAGGUAUUUUGACCAGAGGCAGGCACAGACCCAGGAACAGGCUCAGCACCAUAGCGAACAACUCAGGGACAGACUGUCUUUCCUGGAGCUACAGGCGCAGGUGCUGUUUGAGCGGGUGGUGUUUGAUCGAGAGGAGCUGCAGGAGGCCAUACGCAUCAUUGACAAGGAUGUACCUCGAACCAACAGAGACCUUGUCUACUAUUCAACAUGUCAGCUUAAUGCAUUAUGUGCUUCCAGGGGCGAAGGCUCUGGAAAUCUCCUGGUGUUGAGGGAUAUCCUCAUCACCUACGCUGCUUUCCAUCCAGAAGUCAGUUACGCCCAGGGAAUGAAUGAUCUGUGUAGCCGGUUCCUGGAGGUCCUCGACUGUGAGGUGGACACCUUCUGGAGCUUCGGCUGCUACAUGGAGAAGUUCUCCAAAGACUUUAGGGCGGAUGGACUUCACAGGAAAAUAGAACUUGAGGCGGCGCUGUUGAGAGAGCUGGACCCCCAGCUCUAUGCCCACUUGGUUACAGACAGCAUGGAGAGUUUCACCUUCUGUCACAGAUGGCUGCUCCUGGGUUUUCAGAGGGAGUUUGAACACAGUGAUGCGCUGCGUUUGUUUGAGAUCCUGAGCUGUGACCACCUCGAGCUCAUCUCACAGCAGGUAGACCGAGUCCGCUACCAGGAAAGGCUGGCACAGAAACACAGCACAGAGGAUCCGCCUGUGUCAGAAGCCCCGGCCAUAAACACCGAAUUCACCUUUGAGCUCUUCAUCUGCGCUACCAUCCUGUUAGAGAACAGAGAGUCUCUGCUUAGGUGCCAAGAUGACAUGCAGCUCAUCCUGUUUGCAAACAGCCUUCAGGGAAGACUGGACUUGAACAGCACUCUGAAGAAAGCCGAGGAGCACUUCUACAACUACUGCAAGCGGUGUGCUUGGGACUAUAUGAGCCGGUACUACAAGGCACGCAAGAGCAAAGGAGAUCACUUCCUUUAUCAGCUUCGAAGUUUAUUUUUUUGAGGAGGAUUUAUGUUACCACAGAGUCUUAAAACUGCAACUGGAUUCAUAACAAGGGACCUAUGAUCUAUAUUAUGGUGAUGCCCUGAGACAUCAAUGCUGCUUACCUUGAAUUUCCCGUGAUUGAAUUGUCUAAUUUUGCUUGUCAUGGACUGUUACAAAUCUAUUUAUUGUGUGGUUGAAUGGACCAAUAACAAAUAUGUAACAAUGCCUUGUCAUUGCUGCAGAUAUUGGAAUGAAUAAAAAAAAAAAAAAAGCUUUGUGAAAGUACUUUCUCAACAAAACCCCCUCAGAAAUACCUCAUAAUCUGAGGACAGAAAGGGCAAAUGUUCUUGGGUUUAAUCUGGGAUUACGUGCAACGUGCAACCCUGGUGGUAAACAGCACUUUGUGUGUGUUGGAACAGGUGGCGCACC
Messenger RNA from Lampris incognitus (smalleye Pacific opah), 1862 nucleotides. Its product is annotated as TBC1 domain family member 15. Gene Ontology annotation, biological process: activation of GTPase activity. The transcript is spliced from 10 exons. The record is from RefSeq and is a predicted model, not a curated record. Gene Ontology annotation, molecular function: GTPase activator activity. Bases 9 to 1451 code for a protein of 480 amino acids. NCBI's taxonomy places the organism in Eukaryota, Metazoa, Chordata, Actinopteri, Lampriformes, Lampridae.